Aspergillus clavatus NRRL 1 is the source of this 711-nucleotide messenger RNA. RefSeq lists its product as uncharacterized. The record is from RefSeq and is a predicted model, not a curated record. The transcript has a single exon. NCBI's taxonomy places the organism in Eukaryota, Fungi, Ascomycota, Eurotiomycetes, Eurotiales, Aspergillaceae. The coding region runs from base 1 to 711 and encodes 236 amino acids.
AUGUAUAUCACGCAGAGUGAGGGGUUUGGGUGUGCGUCGACGGCUACGGCUGGGUCGGGGGAUGGGGAUGGGGAUGGAGAUGGGGAUGGGGAUGCCAAUGCGGGGUUAGUGGGCGCCGGGGCCGUGGUGGGGGUUAUAUACAAUCACCAAGGGUCGAGGAAGAAAGACGGGGCUGGGAAGAAGCAGGCGGAGGCGCAGGCGCAGGCGCAGGCGGAGGUGCGGUUCCCUGGGUCCGGGGAUGUCUGGGUUGCGGGUGAGCUGCCGGGUGGCGGGUAUCGGUUUUCGCUUCGGGAUGGGGAGCGAGUGCUGGAGUGGGGGUGCGGAAAGGGGAAGGGGGUGGAGUCGGUGUCUUCGUCUGCAUCUGCGUCUGCGUCGUCGGAGAAUGCUGUGGGUGGCGGUGAGGGUGAGGGUGAGGGUGAGGGUGAGGGUGAGGGUGAGGGUGAAGGGGAUGGCGACGGCGAGGGACGGGAGUUCGUGCUUAGGAUCGUCCAGCCCAGGACGCGGAGGAGGGUGCGGAUUGCGUCGCUGACGAGACGGGGGUUUCGGAUCAGUAGGUGGGAGCGCAUGCCGCUGGCGGCUUUGGCGGGAUGUACAAGUACGGCUUCAUCCAGCGGGUCUAAAAUGGCGGAGGAGCAGUUCCGGAGCGCGGUCUACACCCUGAUACUGACGCUUGGGGUUUGGGUUGCGGCGCGGGAGAAGUGGUUGGGUUGA